UACUAAGAAAUCAUUAUUCUGCGAUUGUUUUUAAUUUCUAUUUUAAGUAUAUUGUUUGGUUUUAAGUCUUUAUGACUGGAAAAUGCUGUGGAACACUGGGACCCUAAUUCCCGUGUCUGCUUUUUCUAUUAAACACAUUUGAAUUUUUGUAUCAAUCUGAAGUUGGUGUAUUAUCUUAUUGUUGAAUAUUCCAGGAAAAGAAAUGUCUCUGCUACAAUGAUGGAGCUUAAAUUUGGUUACUGAUAAACCAAAUUGGAGAAGCUAUCAUGACAAUUCUUGAAGAAGUUCUCGAAUCACAUGUAAUGGCUAAGUUCUGAAAUUUCUGCACUGCUCAUUUGAAGGUAUGCUAAAAAGGUCGAAACUUUUGAUUAACAUACGUGAAGAGCUAGGAUCUCUGAAUAGGAACCCUACAUUUGCAUUUUGUACUUGUGUGACUGAUGACAAGUGUGAUAAUGCUAAAGCAAGGGGCAAUGGGUCGGAGUCUGAGAAUGAAUGGGAAAGAUUGCUUAAGCCUUUUGACUUCAAACAACUCCAAAGAUCACUCAAUAAAAUUACCCCGUAUCAGCUCAAUAAAUUAUUGGCACUCCCUUUGGAUGUACCAACAUCGAUGGAGCUAUUCCAGUGGGCCAGUAGCCAAACGAGCUAUUGCCACUCAUUUGAUGUCUACUAUACUUUAAUUGAUAAACUUGGGGCUGCCAAGGAAUUUAAGAUCAUAGAUAGAUUGUUAUUACAGAUGAAAGAUGAAGGGGCAGUUUUCAAAGAGUCCCUCUUUAUUAUGAUAAUGAGGCAUUACGGAAGAGCUGGUUUACCAGGGCAAGCAACUAGAAUACUUUUGGAUAUGUGGAAUACUUUCUCUUGUGAACCCACUUUUAAGUCAUAUAAUCAAGCGUUGGAUAUUCUGUUAGCCGGAAAUUGUCCCAAAGUUGCUCCAAAUGUAUUUUAUGAAAUGUUGGGGAAAGGUAUUUCUCCUUCUGUAUUCACUUUUGCUCGAGUGAUACAAGCAUUAUGUAUAGUCAAUGAGGUAGACUCUGCUUGUUCACUUCUCAGAGACAUGACAAAACAUGGGUGUGUACCAAAUUCAGUUAUUUACCAGAUUCUUAUUCAUGCACUUUCAAAGUCUAAUCGGGUAAAUGAUGCGUUAAAACUUUUGGAGGAGAUGUUUCUUAUGGGUUGCAUACCCGACGUCAAUACUUUCAAUGACAUUAUCCAUGGGCUUUGCCGAGCUGAUAGGAUUCAUGAGGCUGCAAAACUGGUUGAUCGGAUGCUUCUUCGAGGUUUCACCCCCGAUGCUAUAACUUAUGGAAUUCUGAUGCAUGCUUUAUGUCAAACAGGGCGAGUAGAUGAAGCAAAGGUUCUUCUCAACAAAGCACCUGAACAGAAUAAUGUCCUCUUUAAUACGUUGAUCAAUGGCUAUGUGACUAAUGGCCGAGUUGAUGAAGCAAAAACCAUUCUGAAUGAGAACAUGUUGAUUAAAGGUUAUCAACCAGAUGUUUAUACAUACAACAUUCUAAUUCGAGGUCUUUGCAAGAAGGGAAUUUUGUCUUCGGCUCAUGAAGUUGUAAACGAAAUGUCAUCCAAAGGUAUCCAGCCCAAUGCAAUUACGUACACUACCUUGAUUGAUGGCUUCUCCAAGGCUGGCCGCCUACAGGAAGCUUAUGACCUUGUUACUGAGAUGUCAGCAAAAAGUCUCAGCCUAAAUAUAAUGGGUUAUAACUCUCUUAUAUCAGCUUUGAGUAAACAAGGAAUGAUCCAACAGGCAUUAGAAAUUUUUAGUGAUAUGUCAAGCAACGGAUGCAAACCAGACAUUUUUACAUUCAAUGCUUUGAUUUUAGGCUUUUGCAAGAUUGACAAGAUGGAUGAAGCUUUGGGGAUAUACCGAGAUAUGUUCCAGGAAGGAGUUAUUGCUAAUACAGUUACCUACAACACAUUGAUUCAUGCUUUCUUGAGGAAAGGUAAAACCCAAGAGGCGCUUAAGCUUGUAAAUGAUAUGUUAUUCAGAGGAUGUCCCCUUGAUGAGAUCACAUACAAUGGCCUCAUAAAAGCACUUUGCAAUGAUGGAGCAGUUGAGAGAGCAGUAGGACUUUUUGAAGAAAUGAUGAGAAAGGGAUCAAAACCUAAUCAUGUAACGUGCAACAUCUUGAUCAACGGCUUUUGUAGAAUAGGUAAGGUUCAAAAUGCCCUUGAGUUUCUGAGAGACCUGAUACAUCGUGGAUUGACACCUGAUAUAGUCACAUAUAACAGUCUAAUAAAUGGCCUUUGUAACAAUGGUCGAAUUCGAGAGGCUCAGAACCUCUUUGAAAAAUUAGAACUUGAAGGAGUUUGUCCUGAUACUAUCACUUAUAACACCUUGAUUUCUUCCUAUUGUAAAAUGCGCAUGCUUGAUGAUGCUUAUACCCUGUUUACUAGAGGCAUAGCUGUUGGGUUCAUUCCCAAUAGUGUCACAUGGUACAUACUAGUUAGAAAUUUUGUUCGAAAGAGUUAUGAGUCAGUUACUACUUUGACUUAGGUAAGUCAAUUUGAACAAGAACCGGCAUUUCUGAACAUGAUUAUAUUC
Messenger RNA from Solanum verrucosum, 2554 nucleotides. RefSeq names its product pentatricopeptide repeat-containing protein At5g64320, mitochondrial. Lineage: Eukaryota; Viridiplantae; Streptophyta; Magnoliopsida; Solanales; Solanaceae. The record is from RefSeq and is a predicted model, not a curated record. Gene Ontology annotation, molecular function: protein binding. Bases 344 to 2506 code for a protein of 720 amino acids. The transcript has a single exon.